AAGCCCCGGGUCAUUCCUUCAGGCUCUGGCUCGGGCUUCGGCUUCGGCUUCGGCGAUCGGGACUCCAAAGAGGUGACUCCGGCUCCCGCAGCAUGUCUGAGAAGCGGCACGCGGCGGACACCCAAGCCCGACGGCUCCCUGACAGCUUCAAGGAUAGCCCCAAUACAGGCCUUGGAGCUUGUGGAUGGAUUUUGGUAUUUGUCUCAUUCUUGUUCACAGUUGCAACUUUCCCAUUGUCAAUAUGGAUGUGCAUAAAGAUUGUAAAAGAAUAUGAAAGAGCCAUCAUCUUUAGACUGGGUCGAAUUUUACAAGGAGGAGCCAAGGGACCUGGUUUGUUUUUUGUCCUGCCAUGCACUGACAGCUUCAUCAAAGUGGACAUGAGGACUGUUUCAUUUGAUAUUCCUCCUCAGGAGAUUCUCACUAAAGAUUCAGUGACAGUUAGUGUGGAUGGUGUGGUCUAUUACCGCGUUCAGAAUGCAACCCUGGCUGUGGCAAAUAUCACCAACGCUGACUCUGCAACCCGUCUGUUGGCACAAACUACUCUGAGGAAUGUCCUGGGCACCAAGAACCUUUCUCAGAUCCUUUCUGACAGAGAAGAAAUUGCACACAACAUGCAGAGUAGCCUGGAUGAUGCCACUGAUGACUGGGGAAUCAAGGUAGAGCGGGUGGAAAUCAAGGAUGUGAAACUGCCUGUGCAGCUCCAGAGGGCUAUGGCUGCAGAAGCGGAAGCAUCCCGGGAGGCCCGAGCCAAGGUCAUUGCAGCUGAGGGAGAAAUGAAUGCAUCCAGGGCUCUGAAAGAAGCCUCCAUGGUCAUCACUGAAUCUCCUGCGGCCCUUCAGCUCCGCUACCUUCAGACACUGACCACCAUUGCCGCUGAGAAAAACUCCACGAUUGUCUUCCCUCUGCCCAUAGAUAUGUUGCAAGGCCUUGUGGGAGUAAAACACUGAGGCAUACAGGCCAACACAGAGAUAAGCUCUUCCCUUCUGAGGACGAAGCAGGGACCAAAUUAGUCUUUCACCCAGAGGAGAGAGUAGGUGGAACUCUGACUAUUCUCCCUCACUUUCCUUUUCCUUGUGUUGAGUGUGAUGUUCUUAGGUUGUAUAGUGAUUCUAGCAACAGAUAAAGAUUGUUAGCUUAUAAAUACUGUGUGAGAGAUUUCUAUAAGAUAAUCAAGUAUUUAAAAGUCCAUAUUUUUAGAUCAUUGUGUAAUACAUUAAAUCCCUCGUUUUUUGACUUUCAUUGAGUCAUUCUACACCUUGUUUCAGGAGCCAGGCAAAGCAAUUUACCACCUGACACCCUUGGCUGGACAAAUGCUUUGCGAAAAACAGUGACCUUAAGCUACAACCAGCUUCUCUGGGCCACAUGUGCCUUACUUCCGGGGAAUCUUACUGAAGGAAAUUUUCUAACAUCCAUUUACUUUCUAAACCCAAACCAUGUUUCAAAAUAAUCCUCAAUCGAGACUAGGCAUUUUCUUGCGAGUACCAGUCAGCUUUGGAAGAAGGUCAAGAUCAAUGAAAACCUUUGAAAGACUUUUAAAUCCACUAUUAUAGAGGUUCUUUUAAAAUAAUGUGGGCAUUGUUUUUUUAACUUUUUUGAGUCUCUUUAUGAGUCAAUGAUUCCCCUGUGGUCUGUCUUUCAAACCAGAUAAAUACCUGUUCACAAGUGCUUUUUUCUCACUUUUGCCUGUUUUCAUACAUCAGGUCCUAAAUAGUUUUGAUUUUUAAAAUAAAAUCUUCUGAGUCCUAUAAGCAGUUACUUUUAUAGCCACUUGAAUAGCUUAAGGACUAAUACUUCUUAAAAAUAUAUCUUCAGAAAACCAUUAUAUUUUACUGUCUUGCAUGCUAUUAACUAUUGUACACUGAAAUAUCUCAGUUACUGAUCCCGUUCAUUCAGUAGUAUAAAGAAUUCACAGUAUAUUGGGCACGUAAUAUGCAAUGAGCUGGGGAAGGUGCCGUCAGACUUAGGAUAUUAUGUAGAUGUAUAUUUUCCUCAUUUUCCUGCUUGGGGUUCUUUUCCCGUCAUACAUGUUGAUGCUGAAAGAGGAAGUGGGCAGCCCUUUUGAACCACAGUUGCUUAAUCUGUGGUAUUAGGAGGCACCUUCCAUUUCACAAAUGCCUGUGACCUGAGCAACCUGGCAUUCCUCUUACUGGUCUGGAAUUCUGGCUGGUGACAUUUGUACCACUUCCUUGAGGCUGAAUUCACCUAGAGAAGCCUAAGAAUAGCUGCUUCCUUACCCAGAAACACUCUUCCUAUCUGUCCUUAACUGGAUUACUCUGUCAAUCCCAGCCUAUGAGUGUCUCCUCCCCUACACCCCAUUUCCAAGCUUAUUUUAAGAAACCUUGAACCACCAUGUAUCCUAGUUCCUGGCUUAGUUUAUUAGGUAUAUAUGGAACAUUUUGACUUGGAACUCAGGUGGCAUUUAUAAUUUGAAAAUGAUUUUAUCUCUUGUGAGGUGGCUCACCCUUGACCACAGAGCACCAGAAAACAGCCAUAUAUCCUGGCUGAAAAUCUCUUCCCAGACUUAGAGUAACAGUGCUUUCUUAUUCCUUGAGUUUUCCUGUCUCCAGAUGCGAAACAAUCUCUGCUUUUCUGCCUUGUGGGUUCAUAGCCCAGGAGUCUAGAAUUAAAUCACCUGGGAAGGAGGUAGCCUAGGGUGAGAGUGUGAGGGCAAGAGUGUGUGCCAAGUGGCCUCCCAUCCCAAUGCUGUACGUAAUAAAGAGCGCACAUUUCCUAA
This is a messenger RNA of Miniopterus natalensis, 2734 nucleotides long. RefSeq names its product stomatin (gene STOM). Gene Ontology annotation, cellular component: plasma membrane. The record is from RefSeq and is a predicted model, not a curated record. NCBI's taxonomy places the organism in Eukaryota, Metazoa, Chordata, Mammalia, Chiroptera, Miniopteridae.